CAGACCUGGAGUGAACAUGCUCCGGGGACUGAUUUUAACGGGGUGCUGCGUGCAAGAUCACGGGGGUCCCCAUCUUAAGAUGUCUUAGCGCCGUAGUACCCCUUUAAGGUCUCUAUUUAUGGGCCUGGUCUGGGGUCUGUAUUUAUUUCGGGUCUGGGUUCAGAAUUUAAGGGUGUAGACUGGGGCCUGUGUUCAUUUUGAGGGUCUGGAUUUAUUCAGGAGUUUGGUUUCUGCAUAUUUUCGGUAGUGUAGUCUGGGGUAUAAAUUUAAGGGCUUUAGUCUGGAGUCUGUAUUUAUUUAUAAGGUCUGGUUUAGGGUCUGUAUUUUUUUUUUUUGUUUUUGUUUAAGAGGUCUGACUUGGGGCCUGUGUUUUUAGGAGUCUUAGUUCUGUAUUUAUUUGAAAAGGUCCGUAUUCAUUUUGGGAAAUGAUGUGGGGGGAUCGUAUGUGACACUCAUGAUUUAAGUGCCAUAGUGGGUCCUAUAUAAAUGAAGAUGUUCCCUGAAUGUAUUGCUCCUCUAAGAUUUUGUCAGGUUAUGCUGCAUAAGAAACCCCAUAAGUUUUUCGCAGGACAAUUCCACUCUACAGAUCAUAUUAUCCUGCAACAAAAUAGUCACAGUUAGUAAAAGUGCAAGAAUACGACUAAUUCUUGACUUGAAGGAUUCUUGCAGCCGCCCCCAACCUGCCGUUCAUCUGCUAUACCUAGAAUGAUGCUGCAGAAUCUGGGCAGGCGAGCCCUAUUAAUUGAUGGGAGGGGCCCUACUAGAAAGACUGGAUAAAUAAAGGCAGCGCAGUGUGGAUAGCAGCUAUACAUUGCAGAACACUGGGAUACAAUACACCAUGGCACUCAAGCCUGACUCCUACGUUGUGCUGAACGAUGGGCAUAAGAUGCCGGUGAUCGGAUUUGGCACCUAUGCCCCGGAAACGUACACCAAAGAACAGGCGGGGGAGAGCACCAAGGUGGCCAUUGAGGUCGGAUUUCGUCACAUCGACUGCGCCUUCAUCUAUGGGAAUGAGGUCCAGGUUGGCCAAGCCAUCAGAUCAAAGAUCUCCGAUGGGACGGUGAAGAGAGAAGACAUUUUUUACACCGGAAAGCUUUGGAGUACUAACCAGAGUCCGGAGAGGGUCCGGCCGGCCCUGGAACACUCCCUGAAGGAUCUCCAGCUGGAUUACAUGGACCUCUUCAUUAUACAUUCACCCGUGGAGUUUCAGCCCGGAGAUAAUCCCAUGCCGAAGGAUGAAAAUGGGAAGCUGAUCUUUCAUAACACAGAUAUCCGGGAUACAUGGAAGGCUAUGGAAGCGUGCAAAGACGCCGGGCUGGUCCGAUCCAUUGGCGUCUCCAAUUUUAACCGCCGUCAAUUGGAACUGAUCCUCAACAUGCCAGGACUGAAAUACAAACCAGUCUGCAACCAGGUAGAAUGUCACAUAUUCCUCAACCAAAGUAAAUUACUGGCGUUCUGUAAGUCUAAUGAUAUUGUGCUGGUGGGAUACAGUGUACUGGGGUCCAGCAGAGUAGAGGGCUGGAUUGACCAGAAUUUCCCUAAAGUGCUUGACGAUCCCAUCUUAAAUACAAUUGCUAAGAAGGUGAACCGCUCCCCGGCCCAGGUGGCCAUGCGAUAUCUGCUACAGAAGGGAGUUGUUGUUCUAGCAAAAAGCUUCACCCCCGAGAGGAUCAAACAGAACUUCCAGAUUUUCGACUUUGUAUUAAGUGAUGAGGAUAUUAAAACUCUUGAUGGAGUCAAUAAAAACAUGCGAUAUCUGAACACCGAUAGCUGGAAAGACCACCCUAAGUAUCCCUUUCAUGAUGAGUAUUAGGACCAUUGGGCAGUCACCCUGAAUUCCAAAUCUGGACUUUAAGGAUUAUAGAGUCUAUGAUAUGUAGUGUCUGUAGAGAUCUCCCAGGGAAUAUGGAUUGGAUUUAGCAUGACAGAGCACUCUUAGAGCAAAUUCACAGUAAACCCCCGGUGGAUUCCUCAGCAAAAACUGUGAUUUCUAUGCUAAAAGUAUAAUGUUCUUUUGUACAUUGCAA
This is a messenger RNA of Hyla sarda, 2027 nucleotides long. RefSeq names its product estradiol 17 beta-dehydrogenase 5-like. Gene Ontology annotation, biological process: steroid metabolic process. The record is from RefSeq and is a predicted model, not a curated record. Gene Ontology annotation, cellular component: cytosol. NCBI's taxonomy places the organism in Eukaryota, Metazoa, Chordata, Amphibia, Anura, Hylidae. The coding region runs from base 839 to 1813 and encodes 324 amino acids. The transcript has 9 exons. Gene Ontology annotation, molecular function: ketosteroid monooxygenase activity; aldose reductase (NADPH) activity; steroid dehydrogenase activity.